Messenger RNA from Eublepharis macularius, 2179 nucleotides. Its product is annotated as putative P2Y purinoceptor 10. Gene Ontology annotation, biological process: phospholipase C-activating G protein-coupled receptor signaling pathway; positive regulation of Rho protein signal transduction. Gene Ontology annotation, cellular component: membrane. The transcript is spliced from 2 exons. Gene Ontology annotation, molecular function: G protein-coupled receptor activity. The record is from RefSeq and is a predicted model, not a curated record. Lineage: Eukaryota; Metazoa; Chordata; Lepidosauria; Squamata; Eublepharidae. The coding region runs from base 81 to 1121 and encodes 346 amino acids.
UGAGCAAGGUGCAACUUUGGGGUCGAGAGGCUGUUUUUCCCACCCACAGGAGUCACUUUUGCUGAUGCUGGAAAGUUCCAAUGAGUGUGCAGAAUCAGUCCGCAGGUGCGGGCCACGUGGCCCACCGUGUCUACAACAAUCCAACACUGCUGCAAAGGAACACCUCUCCGGACAACUGCACCGAACCUGGAGUAGAAUUUCAACACUCCCUUUACGCAGUGACGUACACCAUCGUCUUCAUACCAGGCCUCCUGACAAACAGCGUGGCACUGUGGAUUUUAUGCCGUGUCAUCAGCAAGCAGAACAAAACUGUGAUUUUCAUGGUUAACUUGGCUGCGGCUGACUUUGCUCAUGUUCUCUCUUUACCGUUGAGGAUAUAUUAUUACAUCAACAACUGCUGGCCGUUUGGGGUCUUCCUUUGUCAGUUCUGCUUCUACGUCAAGUAUCUCAACAUGUAUGCAAGCAUUUGCUUCCUUACCUGCAUCAGCGUGCAAAGAUACUUUUUCCUCCUCCACCCGUUCAGAGCCAAAAACUGGAAACGGAGGUACAAUGUGGCCAUAUGCCUCGCCGUGUGGAUUGUUGUGGGAGUGGCUUGCCUGCCUUUUCCAUUGAUGAGAGAUUCCAAAAAAACUGAGACUUGCUUCACUGAACUUGGCAUCAGGAAGAUUUCCAACAAAGCUUUCUCUCUCAUAAUGGUAAUAGUGGCUGAAUGUGUCGGCUUUUUGUUACCUCUCAUCAUCAUUGUCUAUUGCACCUGGAAGACCAAAGCAUCACUUCAAGAAUAUCAAAUGCCUCUGCAAAACAUGGUGGAAAAGCAGAAAGCUUUGCGGAUGGUGGCCACAUGUGCCAUUGUGUUUUUUGUGUGUUUCACACCAUAUCAUAUUGUUUUUUUCUUCUUUAUGAUGGUCAAAGAGAUGAUUAUUACAGACUGUGGAACAGUCACAAGUAUUUUAUAUAUUCACCCUUUCUGCUUAAGCCUCGCCAGCCUCAACUGUUGUUUAGAUCCCAUCCUGUAUUUCUUUACAACCUCCGAAUUCCAAGAUCGGAUCUCAAGACACAGCAGUUUGGCUAUCAGGAGUCGUCUGAUGAGCAAGGAAAGCGCUUCUUCGAUGAAAGAAUAAAACCCUAAACCUUCCCCUCUCUCUUUUUUUUAAAUUAAAAACGGAUUUCAAGUUGGACAAUCAGUAAAAACACUUCUGCAAUUUUAUGUGAGACACUUCCAGAGGAACUUGGAAUGUGUGUGUAAUAAAUGUCACCAGUAAAAGAAAAAAUGGAGGUCAAUUCUAGUUGUGUCUACUCAGAGUCUCUCUACACGAGACACGUCAGUGGAUGUUUGUCAAGUGUAGGGAGACGCAAUGUUAGAUGGGAAGUGUAGUUUUAAAAGACAGAGCUGGCAGAGAUCACUCUUCAGAGGGUUUGUUAAUUUCAUCUUCUCCUCCUGGAAGGCUCUGUCAAUUUCACCUCUCCAAUCUAAAACUGUAUGGGAUCGCAACCAGAGGGCAGUGAGGAAUGGAAAUGGGCUGGAGCCGCCUCCUAUAGCUGGGCUUGGACCUGAAGAGGUUAUAAUGGGCUGAAGUUUCCCUUCUGGCAUUUCACAGCCCCUUCACACAGCUCCGGUGCAAAGCAAAGCCUUUGCCCUGCUGCCAGAUCUGUCUUUUUAAACUACCCUUCCUGGCUAACAUUGUAUCUCCCAACACGUGUUCUUCAUGUUUCAGAUGUCUUGAGUAGAGAGCCUCUCAGAAGUAAGUCCCACUGAUUUCAACCGGACUUACACCUAGUAAGUGUAUAUAAGAUUGUAGCCUAUGAGUUCUUAUUGGUUAAUUAAUUAUAUCUGCAUAAAUUAGCAUGUGAAUAUACCAAGUGAGGCAACCAGAAAUCUGCAGUCUGUUACUGGAUGGGAUGAGCCUCCGUAACUGCAGAUCUAAAUGCUUUUUUAGUGACAAAGCAUUCCUAGUUUCUUGUGUGACUCCACCCACCCAAGCAAGCUCAGGCAGGGUGUAAUCACAGGCAGUUGUAGUGGUUAGAGUGUCGAACUAGGAUGUGGGAGGCACCUGUUUGAAUCCCCACUCUGCCAUGGAAGCUUGCUGGGUGACCUUGAGCCAGUCGCACACUCUCAGCAUAACAUACCUCACAGGGUUGUUGUGAGGAUACAAUGGAGGAGAGGAGAACAACGUAAGCU